UUCAUGCUAGAAACAACUCCUUAUGUACUGGUGUGACUUCCUGGAGGGAGCUACAGGGUGCUGUAGGGAUGGCGCUGCUUCAUCUCCCCUUCAUCCAGAGUCUUCUGAUGCUAGGAGACUUCAAGGUGCUGCUAGUAGAGUGUAUGAAUGCUCCCGAACUGGCCCCAUGCUGUUGCAGUCAGUGGGGCAAGCAGCUGGUAAAGCAAGGGGAGGGGAUGAACUAACUCCAGUGCUGAUCAGGGAGCAGCACUUGUCAUGGUAGCUGUAUUGGGAAAAGGAUGGCUCGCUGGCCUGUUUUGGUUCAUUAAUAUCUAUGUAAGGUUGCAUUUCUCCUUUGUACUGGGACGUCAAGGCUGUAACUGAGGGAAUGGUUGGAGUCAGCUAAGCUUUUGUUGUCGGUGGGGACAGAGAUGCUAAACAGUCUGAUUUUAGGUCCUCUAUGACUCCUAGUGAACCUGCAGUAAGAAAGGAUUUCAGGAGAUCCCCAGGCCAAAUUCCUGCUUGUGGGGCAAAAACUACCAUUAGAGCAGGUUGCUCAGGGCCUUCUUUGAUUGUCCUUGGGGAUACCCUUAAUUCAGAAAUCCCCUCACCUCCCUGGGCCUGAAAGGAAUCUGUAUCUCUUUGUGUACUUUGCCACAGGGACUGGAGUGAGGACAGGGGUGAGGAGAUUGUGGUGAACUCAGCCUCUGAUUUUGUGUAUUUCUGAGUUGCAACUUUCCUUCAAGUUCAAGGCACCAAGUGUGAGAAGGACCUGCUAUUCCCUCAACAGUUGCAGGAGAUGCCAGAGGGCCCAUCAGUGAGGAAGUUCCAGCUGCUGACCUCCCCUUUUGUGGGACAAGUGGUGGCCAAGGUGGGGGGAAGCAGCCAGAAGAUCAGUGUGAAUGACCUGAAUGCUCUGAGGCUCCAGGACUCUCAGGUUCAUGGGAAGAACUUGUACUUGGCAUUUGUGGCAGCUGAAGGUCCCUUAGGACCAACUGCAGAAGAGACAGUGCUGCAAAGCGAGGCUGCUAGUGGGGCAAGUUCUCCUGCUCAGGAAGGGCAAGAACAGGUUUGUGCUCCGCAGACACAUCCCCAGGAUGAGGAGCUGCAGGAACUCCAGCCCUCAAGACCUGAAGUGCCAGAUGCAGCAGAGGGUCCAGGCAACUGGCUGCGCUUCCACUUUGGCUUGUUUGGCAGCGUUCGGGCAAAUGAGUUCUCAAGAGCAAAGAAAGCCAAUAAGAGGGGAGACUGGAAGGACCCUGUACCCAGGCUGGUUCUGCACUUUGAGAGUGGAGGCUUCCUUGUUUUCUACAAUUGCCGAAUGCACUGGUGCUCCUCUCCGAGGGCGAAUCCUGCUUCUGACAUCCUGUCUGUGGAGUUCCACCGUGGCCAGGCACUGGAUGCCCUCCGUGCACCCAAUCCCAUCUGCUACACCCUCUUAGACCAAAGAUAUUUUUCAGGGCUGGGGAACAUCAUUAAGAAUGAGAUCUUGUACCUGGCCAAGAUCCAUCCGUUAACACAAGGCUCUCUCUUGGCGCACUCAGAUCUGGAGCAUCUGCUUGACUAUGCCAUUCAGUUUAGCUUUGACUGGCUGCACAGCAAGCUGCAUGACAAAAGGCUGCAUCUUCAGAUCUACCAGAAGGAGCAGUGUCCCCUCGGGCAUACAGUGAUGAAAGGAACCCUUGGACCCUCAAAUAGCUUUAAGAGACUCACAUGGUGGUGUCCUCGGUGCCAGCCUGCAGUGCUGUCAGGGGACAGGGAUCUUUCCCCAGUCACUGAGUGACCUGGCUUAGUGUUCCUCCUUUCCUGGAGAGUGUCUAGGUGGUCUCUGAACUAUGCUCUUAGUUGUCCUGAGAAGGUUUUCAUGGUUUCUUUUGAGGCUGUUGAGUUUGCUCCUUAGGGACAGUGAGUUGGCAGAGUUAAGUGCUUAGUGGAAGUCACAAGAAUCACUGCAGUACUGUGUGCCCCUGGGUGCAAAAAGGGAAGCAGUGGUACAUGCCUACUCUUUUUGUCACAAUGAUGCAACAGUGCAAAUGGUUUGACCAGUUCUGAGGAGUCCUGGUCAGCCUGUUCAGACUACAGUAAAUGGAAAGCAUAGGGUGUUGAGGAGACAAUUACUGUGGUCUGAAGUGAGCUUAUCCCUUGACCCUGGUGUGGUAGAGUUUGUAGAAAGGAGUAUAUCCCUCUGCCUAAAUAACUUGGUAUUAGAUAACCCUGCCUCUGCUUGUAGCUGAAUACCUGUGUGCUGGGCUGCAAUUAGGUGUGGUUAAAAGUAAGAGCUGUUCCUUCUGUCAGCUCUUACAGGAACAGCUGCUUCCUCUUGAGGGGAGAAAAUAAACCUCAGUAGUGCUUGAUGGAGCUCAUCUCUGCCCCCACAGGUUUCAGUUCUGUGACAAACUUCCAAUUCCAGAUUUUGCUGUUGAACACAGUAUUUUUACUUUUUUUUAUGAUGGAGAUUGCAUAAAACUCAUGAUCUCCAAGGUAACUUGAAAGCAGAAAGCCUUGGAAACAGAGAUGAUGUGGUCCCUCCUUUGUUGAGCUGUGUGUGUCUAUGCAGUAGGCAGGAUCUGUUGUUGUCCUCUCUCCCAGGAUCUGGAUUUAUUUGAACAGACUGUUGACUUCUGUGAAAAAUAAAAGCUGGAGUUAGAACUGCUGGU
Molecule: messenger RNA, 2636 nt
Organism: Falco peregrinus (peregrine falcon)
Lineage: Eukaryota; Metazoa; Chordata; Aves; Falconiformes; Falconidae
Gene: NEIL2
Product: nei like DNA glycosylase 2
Exons: 4
Coding region: 779-1762 (327 amino acids)
Biological process (GO): base-excision repair
Cellular component (GO): nucleus
Molecular function (GO): zinc ion binding; damaged DNA binding; DNA N-glycosylase activity
Source: RefSeq, a predicted model, not a curated record